Oncorhynchus keta (chum salmon) is the source of this 4070-nucleotide messenger RNA. RefSeq names its product amyloid-beta A4 precursor protein-binding family A member 3. The record is from RefSeq and is a predicted model, not a curated record. The coding region runs from base 421 to 2655 and encodes 744 amino acids. The transcript has 11 exons. Lineage: Eukaryota; Metazoa; Chordata; Actinopteri; Salmoniformes; Salmonidae. Gene Ontology annotation, molecular function: protein binding; amyloid-beta binding. Gene Ontology annotation, cellular component: plasma membrane; cytoplasm; dendritic spine. Gene Ontology annotation, biological process: chemical synaptic transmission.
AUGACUUAACUCAGUUUUACGCAUGCGCACUAAGUCAACAUUGUUUGUAGCGGCAGAGAGAAGACCACCGAAACAAUUUAUGUAACUCUGUAGUAGAGAUGCAUACAACAGCAGCAUUUUAUGUUUCAUACACGAGACAGACGUACUGCUAAUUGACUCAGCACAGUGUUGUUAAAAGUGUAGCUAUUACUACGAAGACACUGCUAUAUUGCCGACUUGUUUCGUUGCAAAAGAGUUCCCAGCCACGUCAACUUCGUCCGUGGCAGUAAAGUUCAAGCAUUCAUCGGAUCCAGAAUUUAACAGGUGAAACAGUAUAGUAACCCCUUUAAAUGGCUCAACCUUUGCCGAAACACCCCACAAGACAUUGAAAGGUGCUUGUAUGUGGAGUCUCUAUCAUGUCAACUUGUUGAUGUGUUGCCAAUGACCCGUACUCCUAUCCAGAAAAUGGAGCCCAAUAAUUGCCCUGCUGGAAACAAGGUGGAACAAACAGAUUCCUCACCUCAACAGGAGAACACUGCUUGUGGUGGACCUGCUGUAGGUGAUCCAGACAGUCAAAGCCAGUCACAUAAAGCUGCCUCCAAGGCUUCCCACCCUGAAUCAGAGGACCUGGACUCCUUUAACCUGAUAGAGCCCCCUCCUCUGGACUGGAGGUCAGACGACUCUAGUGAAGCAGGGUCAGUGGAAGAGAUGGAUGAUCCCAGCUGUCCUCCCUCCUCUGUCGCUAUGGACAGUCCAGAGGAUGUACUAGGUGAGUCCCUAUCUGCCGUGGAUGGAGUAGGUGAGUCCCUACCUCUCUUGGACACCAGUGACACUGUAGCUUUACCUGUGGCAGUUAGCCAGGAGGAGCUAAUCAACUUUGCUCCUGAGGAUAGAACCCCAACUGAACGGGUCCUGGAUCCUUGUGAAAAGGAAAGAGUGGUGGAGGAAGAGAAGAAGGUUGAGAUCUGGAGACCAGGUGACGAAGACCACACUAGGAUCCGCCACCUGUUGAACCGACUCCAAGUCAUCGGAGAAAGCCCUUUCCCCAGGAACUCAAGCACUGACCCUACACCAUCAGCGUUCUCUGAGUCCUCGGACUUUGACCCUGCAGGCCCAUCUCUGUUGACUGACGUCAGCCCUUUCCUACCAGAGCAGAACCUGAAUCAGGCGUCGGGGCUGCUGUUCUCUGAAAGUCAACAGAGAGACCUAUUAGGGCUGCUGGAGUGUACAGAGAUCGGGGUUCCCCAGCCCAGUCCCUCUGAUACCCAUGUUCUUCCUUACAUGGCCCGGAGAGAAGAGAUGGAUGCGGUGGUGUCUGUCUCGUACAACCAGGAGGACGGGGAGAGGUUCUGGGACCACUUUGGGAACAGCGGGCGGCUGCGCCACAUAGAUGACUCCGUUGACUCUAGCCCCGAGGAUGAGGUCCCAGAGCCUGUGUGGAUGAAGUUAGGGGAGGAGGCUCCAGAGGAGGUCAACGAUGCAGAGAACAGUGAGCGGGGCACAGAGGACCACCCAGCCUAUAAAGAUGUGCCUGGCCCCUGUGACCCAGAUGACCUCCUGGAUGGGGUCAUAUUUGGGGCAAAGUACCUGGGCUCCACCCAGCUCAAGUCUGACAAGAACCCUUCCACCAACGCCCGAAUGAAACAGGCCCAAGAGGCUGUGGACAGGAUCAAAGCCCCAGAGGGAGAGUCUCAGCCUAUGACUGAGGUGGAUCUCUUCAUCUCCACUCAGCGCAUCAAGGUCCUCAGCGCAGACACACAGGAGGCCAUGAUGGACCACCCUCUCCAGAUGAUCUCCUACAUCGCAGACAUCGGCAGCAUCGUGGUCCUGAUGGCCCGCAGGAAGCCGGCCGUGGGCCGUAAAGGCCAGGAGGAGAACCCCACCGGGGCAAACUCCCCCGGGCCACAGAAAAAGUGCUGCAUGAUCUGCCAUGUGUUUAACUCCGAUGAUGCACAGGUGAUCGCCCAGGCGAUUGGCCAGGCCUUCGGUGUGGCCUACCAGCAGUUCCUCCAUGCCAACGGCAUCAAGGCCAGCGAGCUAAAGCCCAGCGAGUACAGUGACUACUUGGGCACACAGGAGCUCUACAACGGAGACCUGGUGCACUUUUCUGAUUCAGAUAACAUCAGAGAGGUGUCCAUCUCCAAGGCUCCCGGGGAGAUAGUGGGGGUGGCGGUGGUGGAGUCGGGCUGGGGGUCCAUCCUUCCCACGGUGGUGGUGGCCAACCUACUCCACGGUGGCCCUGCAGAGCGCUGUGGGGCCCUCAGCAUUGGAGACCGCAUCAUGUCUGUCAAUAGCACCAGCCUUGUGGGCCUCCCCAUAACCACCUGCCAGAGUAUCAUACGGGAUUUGAAAAACCAAGCUGAGGUGAAGCUCAGUAUUGUCCACUGCCCUCCCGUCACCAUGGCUAUAAUCAAGCGACCGGACCCAAAAUUUCAGUUGGGCUUCAGUGUGGAGGACGGUAUUAUCUGCAGUCUGAUGCGUGGAGGGAUUGCGGAGAGAGGUGGCAUCCGGGUUGGACACCGCAUCAUUGAAAUCAACGGGCAGAGUGUGGUAGCCACUCCUCACGAGAAGAUCAUCCACAUUUUGACUAACGCAGUCGGGGAGAUUCACUUGAAGACAAUGCCAGCCUCUACAUAUCGCCUUCUAACGGGACAAGAUACGCCAGUAUUUCUCUGAGAGAACGGAGAAGAGUGCUGCUGCGCUCACAAGCAAACGAGCUAUACGCAAGCCAUUCUCCAACUAUACACAGGCCAUUCUCCAACUACACACAUGCUCACUCGCAGCCUCAUUCUAUUUUUUUCUCCCCAUAUGCAAUUGUACUGUAUCAGCUGGCUAUUGAUACACAUAAAGGGGUUCUCCACCUGUACAGAAUAUUUGAUGUAUGUAUGUUGGAAUUACAUGAUGAUACAGCACAUUUAGAUUUUUUUUUUAAUAAAACGCAGUUUAUAUUUAUGAGAUGUUUUAAAGCAAAUGAUAACUAAGAUUGGCAAUAGGAAAAGUUAAGUUAUUUUUCGACUAUACUAAGCAUCUUAACAGGAACAGGAUGAGUACGUACAAUUGUCUUCUUCCACUGCUCUUUAGUUGCAGAUGUGCCUCCGUUGAACUUGAGUUAAUGGAGAGAAGCCUUACUUAAGGAAAAUAUCUCUUGUUGUUUCGUGCUUCCCGCCUCAUUCUAUUUUGGUAUUUUAUUAGGAUCCCCAUUAGCUGUUGCAAAAGCAGCAGCUACUCUUCCUGGGGUCCACACAAAACAUAAUACAGAGCAUCAUUAGACAAGGACAGAACUACAUACAUUUAAAAAAAGGCACAUGUAGCCUACAUAUCAAUGCAUACACAAACUAGGUCAAAUAGGGGAGAGGUGUUGCUUUAUCUGUUUUUUGAAAACCGGUUUGCUGUUCAUUUGAGCAUUAUGAGAUGGAAGGAAGUUCCAUGCAAUUAGGGCUCUAUAUAAUACUCUACGUUUUCUUGAAUUUGUUCUGGAUUUGGGGACUAUGAAAAGACCCAUGGUGGCAUGUAUGGUGGGUCAGACCUGUGUGUAAGUUGAGUAUGCAAACAAUUUUGGGAUUUUCAACACUGUUUCUUAUAAAAAUAAGUGAUGCAGUCAGUCUCCCCUCAACUCUUAACCAAGAGAGACUGGCAUGCAUAGUAUUUAUAUCAGCCCUCUGAUUACAUUAAGAGCUAAACGUGCCGCUCUGUUCUGGGCCAGCAGCAGCUUAACUAGGUCUUUCCUUGCAGCACUGGACCACACUACUGUACAAUAAUCAAGAUUAGACAAAACUAGAGCCUGCAGAACUUGCUUUUUGUAGUGUGGUGUCAAAAAAGCAGAGCAUCUCUUUUUUUCUUUUUUUACGGUUAGACAAUGUCAUUGACUAACAUGCACGUCAACUGGCAACUAAAUGAGUUUUAAAUUAUUACACUGUAUCUCUGAACGGUGUACUAUUAAAAUGCUGAAAGAUGCCAUUCCCAUUUCAGUGCCUGGAAGAAUUCAUAACGUUGACUUCUGUAUUUGCAGAAUCAAAGGUAACUUAGCGUUAGAAAGAUAUGUUUUUAAUGACUGCCGUUUUGGAUGUUUUAUUAAAAUCGAUCUAUCCCUG